AUUCCCUGCCCACGGGAAGCGGUUUAGUGAUAUUUAUUGAUGAUGCUACAGACCGACGCGUUGCUUUAGCGAGUCCAUGCAACUUGACAUUCUACUGUACUGAUGUCACAUGGAGCUGUCCAUUGUCAACGACGUGGCCCGUAGUCAAGGAAUACAACCCAGGAACAGAUCGAAGAAAGACGAUUCUCUUCAGCGGUUCGUUAGCAUCUGAACGGAAAGAGUGUUCAUGGUCACGUGAGUUUACUGACACGUGCGGCACGGUUCCACCAUCUUUAUAUGGUAUGAAGUGAGUGUUGGUAAUGGACAUCGCUCCGAGAUUUUGUAUGAAGCCAUGGUUCUAGAUGCAGCAUCCGAAUGAUCUAAGGAUAUACAACUGAUAUAAUGUGGACUAUGGGCACUUGGUCUGGGUUACUUCCCCUGGUUGUGACGUCAGCGUUGUUUGUGACAGUAGACGGCGCCACUAACUGGGGGGAUCUGAGCCUCCCCUUGGAACAUGUGCCCUACUUCUUCAGGAACAAUCCUUACAUGAAACAGCGUUGUAGGGAUGAGGAUAGCUGCCCUUAUAAGUCCUCCUUGGAGAUUAGGAGAUGCUGGGGAUAUGAAGACGGGUGCCCAGUCGGAGAGAGGAUGAGUACGCCCCUGUGCACCGACGAUGAGUCACAGAACCUAAGACGGGGUCAACCUUCAGUGGUGGAGACGAACACAGACAUAUUCUGGAAGCAGGCAGAUUUUGGCUACGUUAAAGAGAGGAGAAACAACCUGAGGACAUAUUGCAGCCCACAAGCACAGGGUGACUCGUCACUGGAGUGCGUGGACGGCCUAAAGUACUGCCGCGCAACAAACAUGUACAUUGACCUCCGUACAGCCGGGCUGGCAGAUCAGGGAAAAAGCUAUCGCCAGGACGUAUUAAAGAGUGGUCAGAUUGGUGGUUAUUGCCGGCUGGACAAGGCUGGACUCCUCGCCCAGAAGGACAACACUGGAUUCCUGUCGUCUUGGUAUCAUGAAAUGGAACAUUUCACCUCACUUACUUCUCGCCCACUACAAUCCGGCAAAUGUGACGUCAUUAUCGACAAACCAACGUUCAUUAUAAAGCUUGACGCAGGUGGGAACAUGUUCCACCACUUCUGCGACUUCGUCAACCUCUACAUCAGUCAGCAUCUCAACAACUCCUUCUCCCCUGACGUCAACAUCCUUGUGUGGGACACGUCUCGCAAGUACAUGGAACUCUUCGGGGAGACAUGGGACGCCUUUACUGACCAUCCGCGCCUUAUGCUGGUUGACCUUGAAGGGAACAGAGUUUGUUUCAAGGAAGCCAUCUUUUCUUUCCUGGCCCGGAUGACACAGGGGCUGUUCUACGCCCUUCGACCCGUGAAUAACUGCUACAACAGCGGGUUGAUGAGGGCGUUCUCCCAGCACAUCCUCCACAGACUGGGGGUACGUCAACACGGACCUCUGGCGAGGAAAGUACGUGUGACCUUCAUGUCUCGAAACACCAGGUACAGGAAGAUACGAAAUAUUGACAAGUUGGAAUCCGCCCUGAAGAGUCACUCCGACCUCGACGUGAAAGUAGUUGACUACAACAGAAAUAUACCGUUUCCGGAGCAAUUAGAGAUAUCCCACAACACUGACAUCCUCAUCGGCAUCCACGGCGCGGGGCUGACACACAUGCUGUUUCUACCGGACUGGGCGGUGGUGUUUGAAAUUUACAAUUGCGAGGAUCCUUCUUGCUACCUCAAUCUUGCCCGCCUCCGAGGGAUUAAAUAUAUGACCUGGGAAAACGUUGACAAGCUAAAGACCAUCAAAGUGGACGACGCCUACAAAGGAGGUGCCGAGGCCAAGUUUGUCGACUACGAGUUUGACUCACAUGAAACUCUUCGACUUGUUCGAAGGGCAGCAGAUCACGUGACUUUCCAUCAUGCAUUCAUCAAAGCAGGGAAACAGAACUCUAAACAUAUUCACAAAGAGGAAUUAUGAUUGUAGACACAUCAUUACAUUAACAGAAUAUAUUUGCUUUUGUAAAAUAAUAUUCAACGAAUUCAGUAGUCGGUAAUCGUGUUUUUUAUUUCAAACCUAACGUGAAACUGUUCUUGGAACGAUUUUCAAAGGCGCAUUGGGUCAGGAAUCCAUGUUGGACGUAUUUUCGUUCACGUGACUAUUAAAUGGCACAACA
Molecule: messenger RNA, 2170 nt
Organism: Haliotis rubra (blacklip abalone)
Lineage: Eukaryota; Metazoa; Mollusca; Gastropoda; Lepetellida; Haliotidae
Product: EGF domain-specific O-linked N-acetylglucosamine transferase-like
Exons: 17
Coding region: 382-1974 (530 amino acids)
Cellular component (GO): endoplasmic reticulum lumen
Molecular function (GO): protein N-acetylglucosaminyltransferase activity
Source: RefSeq, a predicted model, not a curated record